AUAAAGUGUUCCGAAGUCAGGAAAGAAUAUAUUAUUGUAUGAAAAAGAAAAAAAAAGGAAGGGUCGAAGAGAAAGAAAAACCUCCUGCCCUCUAGAAGGAUUGGAUUUACAGUGCACCAAAAUCUUCCUAUUCAAUUUUCCAGUGCAAGUUCAUAGCAGGUCGAGGAUCUGUCUGGCAGGUACAGAGUUAAAGGCAUCAUCGCAGCCAUUAGAGGGAAAAGUUGAAGCAAUGCAAGCACAGCGGAGUCCUCCAGCCCUCCCCUUUUGCCCACUCCCCACUUCUCAGGCUGGUUCAGUGUUUAGGGAGAGCAGUGAUCACGCAGUCCUGAACAGCAGGCUGACGUUGAAUGAGCUGCCAGGUAUCUGAAAACAGGCAACCAAGGGAGCAGAGAUCCACUUUCCACCGUUUCUACUCGGGAUCUGGACUUGUAGCCUCACAGCGACCAAGCCAGCCUAUUUUAUCUUUCGUGCAUCGCGAUACCCUUUCCCCAAAGACAAUCCACCCGCUGAGUAGAAACAGAAUGCUUUCAGUGUCGCAUCCAGGGAGACAACGCAGAGUAUUUUUAUAGAUUUGCACGGAUUUCUUCCAGGGCAUUUGGGUGUCGGUUACCCUGAUGUGACUUUUCCUUUCCACUUUGGAAUAAUGGGGAUCUUUUUGGCUUAUGUUGGAUUCAUUUUCUUUUCCGUUUUAUAUAUACAGCAAGGACUUUCUUCUCAAGCAAAAUUUACCGAGUUUCCUCGAAAUGUUACAGCAACUGAGGGGCAAAAUGUGGAAAUGUCAUGUGCUUUCCAGAGUGGUUCUGCCUCAGUUUACCUGGAAAUCCAGUGGUGGUUCUUGCGGGCAGCUGAGGACCAGGAGGCUGGAGCAGAGGUGACAGGAACUCAGGUGGAGCUCUUGCCAGAAAGAGACCUAGAUAAUGAUGGAACAAAAAUCAGCACAGUAAAAGUACAAGGGAAUGACAUCUCCCACAAGCUUCAGAUUUCUAAAGUAAGGAAAAAGGAUGAAGGUUUAUAUGAGUGCCGGGUGACAGAUGCCAACUAUGGAGACCUUCAAGAAUACAAGGCACAGGCCUACCUUAAAGUCAAUGCAAACAGCCACUCUCGGAGAAUGCAGGCCUUUGAAGCCUCUCCCAUGUGGUUACAAGACAUGAAACCCCGAAAGAACAUCUCUGCGGCCGUCCCCAGUAGCAUCCACAAUUCUGCUAAUCAGCGAAUGCGCUCCACCUCCAGCCCUCAAGCUGCAGCCAAAAUUCCCAAACAAAGUCCACAAUCAGUGCAUGCCAAGACAUUCAUGAGCACCAGAGCUGGCGAGCUAAUUAAGUAUAUAUAUGUAUGUGUUUAAAACAGCCUAAUAAGGAGCAUUGGAAAUCUGCAAGAUGAGCGAAUAUCUUAUAACUUCUUCCGCAGGUGCGAGGAUAGCUACAAGCCAUGGACUUUCUGUCCUGCUUCUUGUUUGUGGCUUUGUGAAGGGUGCUUUGCUUUAAUCUAAAGUGCUGACUUUUUUCCAAUAUCACUUUCUCUUCUUAAAGCAAAGAGCAAAUCGCCUGUAAAAUCUUCGGAGCGGACAGCAAAGUUGACCCUAAUCUCCAACCACCACUCUGCACCCAAUGUACUCUAAUUCUCUACACAAGGAGCACCUUCUUCAGGAAGUUUAAAAAACAAAACAAAACAAAACAAAACAACAACAAAAAAAAUUAAAAAACAAAAAAAGAUAAAAAAAAGAAGAGGAUUGCCCAUGUUUUAUUAAUAUUUUCUUUGGCAGAACACUGAGCUUUUAGUUCAAGAGGACUGGUGAGAAGGGAUAGGACAUUUUGUAACAGCAAGACUUGUUUUCCUUUUCUUUUGGCCAGUGACUGCUCAGGGGUUGGCCUGUAAGUCAUCAGUAUAAUAAGAGUUUGCUGCUGCGGAUAUCCUUGAUUUCCACUAGGUAACAACCGUUUCUCCACCAGAGGCAAACAGAGACCAAAAAAUAAAUAAAUAAAAUACUACAGCAUAUCCUCAAACAUCAAUCAAAACCUACCUUUUGGGGAGGGAACAGAAAUAUCGACAUGGCAAACCAACUAUAGAAAAUUAAUUUAAUGCAGAAAAAAAUAAACACAUGGACAUGAACGGAGUGAUUUUCUUGUAUUUUUUAAAGAUUUUUCUUCACUUGUGUUGGGGUUCUUUUUUCUUUUCUCUUUUUUUUGGGGAGGUGGUUUUUCUAUUUCUUGUUCAAUGGUGGCAAGUGCUGACUAAGGCCAAUCCCUGUUAACUGCGUGGAGGUUUCUAUAAAUACAUUUUUGAGUGUUCUCUAUUUCAUGGUGUUUUACCUAAUUUUGCAAUUCCUGUAUAUGCAAAACUGACAUAAAUUCUGUAAAUUGCUUACAGUACAUGUGAUAUAACUUCAAAAUAGGCAUACUAUGAUCCUCAUGCAAGCCAAUUUUAAUAUAAUAUAUAAAUAUAUAUGUAGUGCCACCAACAAACAUCUUUAUUUACUUUUCUGAUGAAGCAUACUAUUUUAAUUUGUAAUUCAGCAUUGUGUAGAUUUUAUAAUACAUGAAUUCACUUCCACUGCUUUUACACUUGCAAAUGUCUGCUAAUUUCUGUAAAAUGCACAUUAAAAUUUGUUAUGGUCUCUGAAAAAAAAAGAACUAUUUCAGUUGUGUGUAUAAUGUGUUGGAGUUUAAUAUAUGUCCUUUUUACUUAUGUGUUUUUUGGGUUUGAGGGGGUCUUUUCCCCAGAAGAAUGUAAAAUUUUUUGUUACAAAGAUUAUACAUAGAAAAAAGGGGAGGAAUUGACAUGUCUCCUCCAAGAAGAUUUGCUUGUAAUGUGAACAUAGGGGAGGGAAUGUGAUCACAUUGCUUUUUUGAAGUUCACUGAGAACUUUAGUUCUUAUGACUAAAAUCAUUGUUCUUUCCCUCAUCUUUUCUGGAUCUCUGUAGCACCAUUAUCUGGUAAUAUUCCAUUAAUCAAAUUUCUUUCUGUCUCUAAAGUGAAAAUUAAAUUUGGUUGCUGUAUGAAAAUAAUAUGUACAGAUAAAGGAAAAUAACUGAUCAAAAGUAGAGGGUUCAUCUUUCUUUGGUGAAGUGAGAAUGUUUGAUUAUCCUACUUUUGCUUCUUAAAAAAAUAACAUAUUUUUCUUUAUCAUCUAGUUUCUCUCCUGGAAAAGAGAGACAUGACUGUAAUUGUGUCCAUGUAAGCUCUACAAUAUGUGUCAGGAGAGAAAUAUGAAUGAUUGGAGGUGUCCUUUGAUACUUGUUAAAUUAUUCUUUCUUUCUGAAGAGGGAAGAUAAUCUAUUAAUGAUCACUUCCUGCUCCUAUUUGGAGGGCCUGAACUGAAGUUUUAAAGUCAUUGUAUAUUUUGCAAUUUACAGGUAAUGCACUGACUAGUUCUGUGAUACAAUAAUGAAAAUGCAAACAUGGUUCAAUGCUUUCAAUAUGACUGUCUGAGAAAUUUUGUCUUGUCUCACUAAUUUCUUCUCUCUCCACUUCUUGUUCUGUUUGGUACUCUGGUGUUAUAGAAUCUCAUAAGAAAAGCUAAAGAAAAAGAGAUUUUGAUUACACUGGAACAGAAGGAGGUUUUAUUUAUCAAAAAUACAUUUUCCUUUAAAAUUAUGUUUACCAAAAUCAUGGAAAAGUGGUAAGAAAAUGUGUUUUUAACCAAAUCAAACAGGACCAAAGUUUCUGCUAAAUGUUAACCUGAGACUCCCUCUGAGAUUAAUGAAUAAAUAUAGCAAUGUAGAAUUGGGCUCAGCCACACAACAUUAAUGAAUGGGGGAAAUUUGUCCUAACCCUAAAACUGAAGGUCUGGAAGUUCAAGCAUUGAGAUUAGUCAAAUUUAGGCUUGUAAUCUUUAGGCUUGUAAUUUUCCUAAUUGCUGUUAAGUUUGUUCAGUGUAAAGUGAUGCUGUCUAGUCAGGAAGGACAUAAUAAUAGAAAUAAAUCUGUCCUUGCCCAAAUCUAGUGAAUUCAGCUCCACCACUGACUUACUGAGGGUCAUUUCCCUUGAAAGAUCAUUUGCACAUCAUAUAGUGGCCCCAAAAUUAACAAUUGAUUAAGUAUCUUAAACAUUGUAAUAGAAACUAGAAAUUGUUAAGGAGGCCUUCAAAUAUUUUAUGCCUCACACUGUGUCCUUCUGGGACUCUGACUUUGUAUGUAACCAUGAUUAUGGCAAUACAAAUAAAGGUUGGAAAAAUUGCUAUCUGAAUUUCUCAACAUUGGUUUCAAAAGUCAUGUGUUGGCUUUAAUAAAAGGAAAUGAUGAUAAUUUCAAAAGAUAUUCUCCCCUAAUCUCAAUUUGUAUUACUCUUUUGCUUUUUGACUCUUUAUUUGGUAUUUAUUCCCUCCUUAGUUCCAAAAGGAUUCAACAUAGUUUCUAAUCUUAUAAUAAUUUAAAGUUAUACCAUUUCAUGAAUGUAUACAUUUCACUUACUUAUUCACACAUAUAUCUACUCAGUCUUUUAAAAGUUCUGUGACUCUUCUCCCAAUUAUUUCCUUUGUGGCUAAUCUCCUGGAGAUGAUCUCCUUAAAAUUUAUUAAGGCUGGUUUUCAGAUAAGUGAAAUUCAGUCCAUUAACAGGUACAUUUAUAAAGGGGUUCCUUUAUUUCUCCUUUGGUUUUCCAAUACUCAUCAGAUGUCAUGUCUACUAUCAUAAGCUUUGAGAACUCAGGAUGCCUUUCAUGACAUGAUAAAGUAUUCAUAAGUCUUAAUUGGAAGAAAAUAAAAAAUAAGGGUAAAAAUUGGAUGAAGGAUCCCCCAAAAUCAUAUGAGUAUAUUAUUAUAAUUUUGUGAGCCUGAAUUUAACUAUGAAGUUUUUGAUAGCUAAAGAAAAAAGGGAAAAAUAGAAUAUUUUUAAAAGCAAAUAUACAAAUCCAUCUGGAAAGUUGAACUUUUUUUUCUUGACAUUGUAUGCAAGUGGAUGGAUUAAUGGGAGCCUCCCCUUAUUUAAAGGUCAUUGGAACACUGAGUCAGCAAUAUUUCAGUUUCAAGAAAGAUGGGGAAAGUAUUAUGAUUCUUUUAACUUUGAAAGAUCAGUGCAUAAUAUUAAAUCAUCUUAAUUUGGUAAAGACAUUUUAUAUCUACAUGAUUUGUUUUCUUGUGGCUUUUUUUUUGUUAAAAUUCUGUAGUCAAGAGACUUUCAUUUAGAAAUAGUAUAUCCUCUUGAGUUGUUCAACAUUUCACAAAAUACAAUGGAAUCUAGAUUAUUUUAUCUAUUGCUUUAUUUCUGCCUCUAAAUAAGCUUCUCUCCUGAAAUCCAAUGAAAAUCACUGAAUGACAACAAAAAUAUUAUUAAUUCUUCCUAAGCCAAUGACUAGCCCAACACCUUGUUUCUGUAGAGUCUAGUUAUCUUUUGGAGGGAGUAGAAGAGUGAUUGUAGAAAUACUAGAAAAUAAAAUUUGUAAAAGAGAUAAACAAUCCACCAUGUAUAAAUUAUAACUCUUUGAAUAUUGAUUUAACAUUUCUGAAAAGCAAAAAAUAUUAGGCUUUUCAGGUAACCAUCUUAUUACUGCAUGUGUGAUUUAGUACAGUUUUCAAGAGACCUAUCAUAUAAAAAUAAGUACCAAAGUCAUUAGAAUAAUUAAAAUUUUCCCCAAAUAAUAAUUUUUUAAACCCUUACCUUCAGUCUUGGAAUCAAUACUGUGUAUUGGUUUUAAGGCAGAAGAGUGGUAAGGGUUAAGCAAUGGGGGUUGCUCAGGGUCACACAGAUGGGAAGUAUCUGAGACAAGAUUUGAACCUAGGACCUCCCAUCUCUAGGCCUGGCUCUCAAUCCACUGAGCCACACAGCUGAACCCUCACCAACUUAUUCUUAAUUGUGUUCAAAACUUGAUAGAAAGAAGUGACAGAUGAUUGUAAGGGCUUUGAGUCUGAAAAGUAUGCUUGAUUCAUUAUAUAAACACAAGCCUCCCCACCAACCAGUUCCUAAUAAAUAAUUUCUUAUUUUUGUUGGAAAUAAUAUCAUCAUUUCAGUCAUGCAAAUUUGUCCUUCUUUCUUCUUCCACUCAUCCUCACUUCAUAUAUAUCUAAACAGUUACUAAGGCUUGUGGGUCUAAACUUGAUGACAGCUAGAUAUGGCUCAUUGUAACAUUUCACAGGGCCACUUCUCUAUUUCCUAUCUUCAAAAUCUUUUACCAAGAUUAUCUUAAUAUCAUCAUAAUGGGUUUUAUUUUCUUUCACCUUUCUUUUAUCCAUCCCCCACAUAAUUUAAAUCUGAUAUUACUAAGGCAAAUGUUUGACCAUGUCACCACUCCCCUUCUUAACAAAAAUCUCUAUACCUCAAUAUUUAUUCUUGGAUUUAAUAUGAAUUUCUCUGAAUAGUAUUUAAGGUUCUUUACUAACUGACUCUAGAUGAUUUUUCUAGGCUUAUUACAAUUUACUCCUUAUUAGACAUCUAGUAUUCCAUCCAAUCUAAUCUACUUACUAAUUCCCAAACAUCAUAUUAUUUCUUCUGUCUCCAAGAAUUAUACAUGAUAUACAGACUUAUUUUUUCAUGAAAAUCAUAACUUUGUCAUACCUACAAUUUCAGGACUCCCAACUUCCCUCAAAGCCCAGUUCAAAUGCUGUCACCUAUAUGAAGUCUUUACUAAUUUGCCACCAUAUGCUAAUGCCCCUGUUCCCUCGAUAUUUACUUAUAUUUUUAUGUGGUAUUUCUUCCAGAAGUAAAAACAUAGAUGAAAGGGAUUCUGCUUUUCUUUUUAUAUUUCCAGUGAUAAGCACAGUGCCUUAUGUAUAGUAGUCAAUACAUCUUCUUUGAAUAGCUAGUAAAGUUUUCAGAGGUCAAAAGAAAAGAGAAAUACAAUCUACUAUUUUGUUCAACAACCAUUUCUCCCAAUGUAUAUUCAAAUAAUUUUGUUUAUUACAUCAUUAUUUGCUAUUACACAUAACUAUUUACUAGGUCUUAGCAUCUCAAGUACAAUAUGCUCAUGAAAAAGUUUUACCAAGAUGGGGGAAAAUGUACAUUUACUAUGGAAAAAAAUAAAACUGAAAAAUGUCUUUCAUCCAUUAUCAUAUAUGAAAUAUAUAUCAAAUAUCUUUUUUUAAUGCCAUUCUCUACAGUUCAAAACUGAAAUUUCCCCAAAGAAUUUAAUUCUUGAAUUCGAUUUUUGUCUAGUUUUUUUUGUUAAUAUUAAGAAUGAAAUGAAGGGAGAAGGAAAUAAAUAUUUAUAUAGAAUCUACCAUGUGCCAGACACUGUAUUUUACCCUUUUACAAAUAUUAUCUCUUUUUAUUAUCCAGUAAUCCUAUGAGGUAGGUGUUAUAGUUAAAGCUCAAUUUUAUAACUUGGAAACUGAGGCAAAUGGAUUAAAUACUUUUCCCAAUAUCAGAGGACCUAUUUGAAUUCAACUUCCAGACUUUGGGCCCAGUACUCUACCCACUGCACCACUGGCUGACUCAAGAUGAAAUGUUUUCUUCCUCUUGUUUUUUUUAAAUAUUAAAAACGAUAUAACAUAUUUUUCCUCCUUUCUUUAAAUAUUAUGAAUUAAAACACCUAGUAUUGGACCAAAAUAGACAUCAAUUUUACAUAUCUCCCCACUAAUAUGCAAAAACCAAAAAUAAAACUGCAAAUAUGAUUCUACCUGAACUUGGAAUUGAGUUGGUCAUUUUUUUUUGUUUCCAACAACCAUUCAUUGAAGAACUCUCCUAAUAUCAUUUUAUUUCUCCUUCAGAUAGAGAGGGAAUCUUAAAUUUUCUUUAGGGUUCAUACAUUCUUUCUAUUAGCCCAUAUAUAGGAUAAUCUUGGAAAGGAUUGUUUUUUUUUUUUCAUAGCUUGGUGCUUUAAUCAAGCUUGUAAGAUGAUAUUUAGUCAAAUUGUUUCAAUAUACUUACAUUAGUUGAAUAUUUUAAUAAAUAAAUUGAUAUAGGGUACUUAAAAACAAGUAAAAACCAUACUUAAAAAUAGAUGAGGAAGUUAUGAUAUAGUGAAAAUAAUAUGAAUCUGGGUUCAAAUCUCAGCUAGCAAUUUAGCUCCAUGCAACCUUAGAAAGAUACUUCAUUUUUCUUUGUUUCAGUUUAUUUUCAAAUUAUGUUGGAUUAAGUGGUCUUUAAGAUUUUUUUUCAAGUCAUAAAUUCUGUGAUAUUUAGGUGACAGGUAAUGUCACAUGGAAAAAAUUAAUCUACAUUUUAGGUAAUAUAAAAUCAGUUAGUAUUUUGUAACUGUAGCAUUUAACAAAAUACCAGAGGAGGAAGGUUAUAUAUUCAAAUAAAGUAAAAUUAUUUUUAUAAAGCUGAUAGAAAGUGGAUGCUUGACCAGUAAUAAAGUGAAUUUGAUAUUUUCACCUUUAUGCAAGAGAGAAGACAGAAGACAUUGCUAUUAGUUAUUUUACAAAAGAAUGGAUAUUUUAAUUUGAUAACAUAAACAAAUUAAUUUCAAUGCAUAUUUGUGUUACCAUGCAAGUUGAGACUGUGGAAAAUGUCAACAUUAGUUCAUGAGUUAACCAAAGAAACACAAUUAUUCUUAUAUCCCCCCAUGCAACUCACACAUUUAUUCACAUACAUCAAAAAAUCUAGAGGAAUAUAUGCCCAUAAACUGAAUUAAAAAGUAAUAUCUACACAUUUAAAAUGCUAAUAAUUACUGAACUGGUUUUCAGCAUCCUCAUUUACUCAUAAAGGUCAUUUAUUUUUGUUUUCUCAAGAGAAAGGCAUGUUUUAUGUAUACAUAUAUGUAUAAUUCUAAGCUAUAAGUGAAGGAGGAAAGGUGCAAGGGAGGGAAUGAGUGAAGGAAGAAGAAAUUAUCAUGUUGUAGGCACAUUCACUCCCUUCUAGUCUAGUGUGAAACAUCUUAAAAUUUAACUAGAUUGUUUCUAAAUGACAGAUGAAACUUUUGUCAUUAAGAUAGUACUUUACCCCAUCCCUGAUUGCCGAGAUUGACAGAAAUUGUACAUCAUUCAUGUUUCCUUUAAGAUUCAAGGGAUUAAAGGAUCACUGCAAAGUCAUGAUGAGUAAUAAUGUAUAGAACAUCACUAGAAGAUUAUCUAUACUAAUAUAUUAAAAUAAAAUAGAUUACUCUAUUUCUCUAACCAGCGUUCUUUUUGAAUUGUAUAUUCUUUGUUAUAUAAAUUGUCUUAUUCAGAACAGUAUUCCAGACUACUGUAGAAAAGUAUUUUACCAAAUGAUAGUAUUAUUGAUAUCAGGUCAAUACUUUUUCUCCCAAUAAAUUUUAAGCACAUUCUGACAGCAUUAAAUUAAAUAAUGAUUCCAACUCUUACACAAAAUAUUUGUAUGUACCCAUGAUGUUUACAUUGUUCUCUAUGUAUUUAAGUGAACAUUAAAUGAUUCAGAGCAAGCAUCUUUUGACUUAGAGCACAAGAUGGUAUUGUUUGAAUGACAAAACUAUUUGUAAAUGUUGAGUUUUGUUUACAUAGCUAAAGGAAUUAAGAUCUCUUAAUGGAAUUACAUUUUUCUGAAAUGUAAAUUGGUAAAGGUUAAUCAGCUUCAUAAGUAUAAUUAAAAAUGACUAAGGAAGAAGAAAUUAUUUAAGCCACUAGCCUCUUUUUUGAGAUGUUUUAUUUUUCUCCCCUCAUGCAUUUAGAAAUAAAUUAACUAACCUGCUUUUCUUUCUAAAAAGUAUUCUAUCCCUUCACCUUUAAGAAAUUUGGCACCCAUGUCUCAAAUGUUCUGUCUUCUAUACUUACCUUUUUGAGCUACUUUUCAGACUUAGCUCAAGUGCCCUCUCCACUAAACUUACAUGCAACUUUGUAUUCAAUUGAUUUCAUCAAUGUAUUUAAUUCCUCAAAUUUUUAUUAAAUAGAUUUUAUUCACAAAAUACAGUGCUAUCUAUUGGAGAUACAAAAAUUACAAAACAAACAAUCUAUGUAUUUCAGGAGCUAACAAUCUAGUACUAAGAUGAUAUAUGUAAGUCAUUUUCCCCACUAGCAAUUUGAAAAAGUCUACAUAAGGGAAGAAGCAAUUGAGUCACCAAGAAGAAAACAAGAAUUUAAACAGGCAUGGAGAAAUUGAGACAACAUGCCCCCAUGUUUAUACUGCUGUUUCUUAAUCUCUUGGAACUUGAAAUGUAUUAAAAUUUUGUUGGUACUCAUGCUUUUCCAUAGCAGAAAUGAAUUGUGCUUUUUGAUGAAUAUUUGUUUCCUCCUAUUCAUUCAUCUGGUCUUACAAACAUUCUUGUAUUUCUAUAAAUCACAAAAAUCUCUUUUGUAUAGCUAUAUUACCAUUAUCAACAUGAUAAUUUAUAAACUCUUCACAUUAAGUGAAUAGAAUAAAAUGUUGACUAUUGUAGGAACAAGAUAUAUUAUGGACUUUGGAAGAGAUACAAAGAAAUAUUCUACUAGAUAAUUGCUUGUAAACAUGGUGACUUUGUACAGUGUCACUAAGCCUGAUCUUUUAAAAUUCUGAAUAUCUUGUCUUAUGGAACCUCAUACAUUAUGCCUAAAUGCAUGGCUUAGUCACCUACAAUUUAUUCUUUAUAAAACAUAACAUUAUGGAAAGAAUAAUGAAUAUUAAAACUGUAAACUAAUAUAUGAAACUUAAUUUUGCUAAUUACUUGCUCUGUGAACCUGAGAAAAUCAUUCUAAUUUUCAGGGUCCUAUUUUUCUGAUCUGUAAAAUAAGAGGUUUAGACAGGAAUAUAAUUCAAGUGUGGGAUAAAGCCUGUGUAUUUUUUUAAAGAAGUAAGGUCCAGUUUUUAUUUUUGUCAAGAUAACAGUUCUGUUAUUAACUUAAGAUAUCUAUAUGAUUAUAUAAAUAGUAAAUAAACAAAGACAUUAACUUUUAAAACAAAACAUUUUUUCUUAUUUAUUUUUUGUUAUGUUAAAUAUAGCUUGCCCAAAGGAUCACAUCUUGGGGAUGCUACAAGUACUAUGGUGUUUUUAUCCCAUUUCAUACUAUUUUUUAAUUUAAAAGAUUAACAUAAAUUCUACAUGUUACUUUACAUAUGUAUACAUAAAUAUACAUACAUACACACAGAGAGAAGAAAGGAGAGGAUUUGUGAACUCUAAACUAAAAAAAAUGAAUGUUAAAUUUAUUUUAAUUAUAAUAGGGGAAAUACAAUGUCAUUUUAACAAUCCUGUGAAUUUUUAAUUAAAACUCAUGAUCAGUAAUUUGAAGAAUUAUCAUUUUAAAGAAAAUAUUCAGAGAAUUCUAAAGAUUGCCUGUUAUAUCUUUAUAUAACCAUGUCUGUGAUUCUUUUUGGAUAGUGACCUAAGAAUUACAAGAACAGACGACCUUAUUUAUUAUAUUUUUUAUUGUCUUCAUGAGAUUCCUAAGAAUUAGGGUAGCAAAUGCUUCCUUACUUAAUUUCUCAUUUUCAUUAACAUAAUUUAUUCUUUCUAUCAUUCCUUAAAGAGAAUGAACUGCAUCCCCUCUCAGAGAUAUAAUGUGUUUAUUUUAAUGUACCUGAAGUUCUGUAAAUUGUUCAUUUCUUCAGUUUUACUGGGACAAAACUCCAUGUUUCUGAAAGGUAUUUAAUUUGGAUUUCAUCUAUAUUGAAAGUGUAAAUUUUAGCUUAAAAAGAAGAGUUUCAUUUGAUUUUGGAUUAGAGUAAAAUAUACAUAUUCAAAAUUAAAUUUUUAUAACAAUACAUCACUCAAUUAACCAUUAUAAUUCAAAAUGUCAAUAAGAAUUUGAGAUUGAGAUUUGCUUUAGUAAAACUUAAAAUGCAAUUAUUAAUCUACCUAAACCCAAGUAGUACCCGACUGGACUUUCAAAAUAGAUAGUUCUUCCAAAACCUUUUCUGUUACUGUUACUUCUAUUUAUUUUCCUUUGUAAAACAUCAAUUUUGAUGCCAAACUGACACAUGAUAAAAUUUCUUAGUAGGAUAGAGAGCACAUAGAUUAAUAAUUUGUCUAGACCCUCAUUUCCUUAUUGGAGAAUAUUUUCCAUGUGGUUCAAAAUCAAUUAAAAUAUGUUACUUAUUCCCAAAGUAACAAAUAAAUAAUAAACUAAUUAAAUAUGUAAUUCCACAAAAGCACAAAUAUUUAACCUUGGUCUUUUUUUUUGGUUGUUAGUUCUGUUGUUGUUGAAAAAAACAAGAUCACUAGAAAAUAUUCUAUCAUUAUUUAUUCUCUGAAUGUCUAACUGGUCAAUUGUGUUGCAUUAGUGAGCCAUGUUAAAUAAUGAUUAAAUUGGGUUAUAAAUUCAAUCUUUUACUUUCUGUAGACACAGCUUAUAUUUGUUUCUACAUUAGUGAAAUUAUGUACAUUUACAUUGAGAAAAACACAUUUCUUAGUAUGUGUAAUAAACCUAAAAUUUUUGCCUACCA
Molecule: messenger RNA, 12185 nt
Organism: Monodelphis domestica (gray short-tailed opossum)
Lineage: Eukaryota; Metazoa; Chordata; Mammalia; Didelphimorphia; Didelphidae
Gene: VSTM2A
Product: V-set and transmembrane domain containing 2A
Cellular component (GO): membrane
Source: RefSeq, a predicted model, not a curated record